This is a messenger RNA of Miniopterus natalensis, 5341 nucleotides long. The record is from RefSeq and is a predicted model, not a curated record. NCBI's taxonomy places the organism in Eukaryota, Metazoa, Chordata, Mammalia, Chiroptera, Miniopteridae.
GACGCAGGGGUGACGGAGAAGUGUGCCAUCCUGAUAGGGAGCAGUCCUGGUCUUUGCACGGCCAGUGUUUAGGUGCCAGGAAAUAAAAACCCAUCAUGUAGACAUUUUAUAGUAAUUAUCUUAAGGUCAAAUAAUUUCCCCGUUGAGCGGUUCUUCUACGUGCUCCCCUCGGCUCCUGCGACGCUGAUGUUUAGCAGGGUCGCCCGUGGUCCCCGCCGAGCUCUGCGUCCUGCGGGGCAGCUGCUGGGGUGCAGGCGGCUCCCCGCCGGUUGAUGCAGGUGCGAGGGAAGGAGCGUGCUUCCAGCUGUUGGAUGAGGACGGUAUUUUUGGGUGUCACCCAGAUCCCAAAUCGCUGCGCCCACUCCUGACCUCCUUCGGAGCCCUGCGUGUCCCCAGCUGCUUUUUGGAUCUUUCCACUUGGAUGUUGCUGCUGUUGGUUCGCCACUCACUGCCGUCCUCCCUCCCCCGCGACCGGCUCUGGUUUUACACCGUCCGCACUGAACACCGGGCUGAUUGCCCCGAGCGCCACUUACCGUGUCGCCUCUCCGUGGAAACGGUCGCGACCUCUGAAAAUGUGCCGGAGGAGCUCCGAGAGCCGUUCUACACCGACCAGUAUGACCAGGAGCACAUUAAGCCGCCCGUGGUCAGCCUGCUCCUGUCGGCCGAGCUGUACUGCCGGGCGGGCAGCCUGAUCCUCAGGAGCGACGCCGCGAAGCCCCUCGUGGGCCACGACGCCGUGAUCCAGGCCCUGGCGCAGAAGGGUCUCUACGUCACCGACCAGGAGAGGCUGGUGACCGAGCGAGACCUGCAGCGGAAGCCCAUCCAGAUGAGCGCGCACCUGGCGAUGGUGGACACCCUGAUGAUGGCCUACACCGCGGAGAUGGUCAGCGUGGAGAAGGUGGUCGCGUGCGCCCAGCAGUACUCCGCGUUCUUCCAGGCCACGGACCUGCCCUACGACGUCGAGGACGCCGUCACGUUCUGGAUAAACAAGGUAAAUGAACAUUUGAAAGACAUACUGGAGCAGGAACAGAAAUGGAAAGAGCAUCACACGGUGGAAGCUCCCGGAGGGCAGAAGGUAAAUAUGUCAAAGAAAAGCGGUGCCUUCCUGAGACCCUCUGCGUCCACGUUGCUGCUGUCGGGGGAUGUUAACAGCUGUGUUACCAACGAGCCCCGGGAAGCACUGACUGCUCAACCCUGCGCCUGUCGCUGCCCCUUCCCUGAACUUAAACCAGAGCAGAAACCUCUUUUCCUGCCAGGCGUGGCCGUGGCUGCCACCUGGUGGGCGGCACAGUGGCACCUGAAAUCCCGCACUAACGGGUCGUUGUCAUUACUCUUGGGUCCGGUUUUACGUAAUUUUAACUUCCUUCCCUCUCGCCAGAGUAACUACUUGGUGUUCAUGGCGGAGCUCUUCUGGUGGUUUGAGGUGGUGAAGCCGUCCUUCGUCCAGCCCCGAGCUCUCCGUCCACAAGGAGUUGAGCCUGAGCCCGGCCUGGCUUCAGUGCUGGCCCCGGACGCCGGAGGAAACACCUUGGACAGCUCCCUCGGUCCCGCCAGCGGGGAGGCAGCUGUGUUCCCUCACCUCCAUCAUCUGCCUUCUAGACACGCGCGUCCCCAAGCUCAUUCUUCAGCCUCAGGAGGAAUUAGAAGGUCUUCAUCUAUGUCUUAUGUCGAUGGCUUCAUAGGGACAUGGCCCAAAGAGAAAAGGUCAUCAGUGCAUGGAGUUUCGUUUGACAUUUCUUUUGAUAAAGAGGAUACCGUACAGAGGUGCACUCCGGGCCGAGGAAUCCCUCGCUCUGUCAGCAACGAGGGACUUUCUCUGAACAACAGCCGUGGGUCUAGGAACGUCAGGAAGAGUCUGUCCUUCAAGCCCGUCAAUGGAGAAGAGGGAGCAGGAAGCAUCGAGGAGGAGCUGAACGUGGACUCGGGCGGGGACUUCCCCACCUACGUGCCCCAUAACAUGCACCAAAGGAAUUCCACCGAGAACGUUCGAUGCCGGCUUCCCAACGGAGCCCUGCAGACCAGAGCUGCCCCGGACGAGGCUGGCAGUCCGAUGGAGACGCCGAGCAUCGAGGAGGCGCUGCAGAUCAUCCACGACACGGAGCAGCCCCCCCGCGCCACCCCGCCCGACUCCAUUGCCAACGGCUUCUUCCUGCACAGCCAGGACCUGAGUCCCCUGAACGGAAACCUCAGGCUGUGUCAGUCUAGUCCCGAUCCCGUGACCGACGGCAAAGGUGCCCCGAGCCCCGAGACGGACGACACCGAGGUAGACACGGGCAUCCACGUUCCUUCGGAAGACCUCCCGGGCACGGUGGACGAAGACUCCUCCCUGCGCGACUACACCGUGAGCUUAGACUCUGACAUGGACGACGCGUCCAAGUUCCUGCAGGACUACGACCUGCGCGCGGGCGGCGCCCGCGAGGCCCUGAGCCCCUGUCCCAGCACCGUGAGCACCCGCUCGCAGCCGGGCAGCAGCGCCUCCUCCAGCUCCGGGGUCAAGAUGACCAGCUUCGCCGAGCAGAAGUUCCGGAAGCUGAACCACACGGACGGGAAGAGCAGCGGGAGCAGCUCGCAGAAGACGACCCCGGAGGGCUCGGAGCUGAACAUCCCGCACGUGGUGGCCUGGGCGCAGGCGCCGGAGGACACGGGCCCGGCCCCUGGCCGGGACAGCACGCAGCUGCUGGCCUCCGAGGUGCUGCAGCUGCGGAUGCGGCUGGAGGAGAAGCGCCGGGCCAUCGAGGCCCAGAAGAAGAAGAUGGAGGCCGCGUUCACCCGGCAGAGGCAGAAGAUGGGCAGGACGGCCUUCCUCACCGUGGUGAAGAAGAGGGGGGACGGGAGCGCCCCGCUCCGGGAGGAGGCGGCCGGGGCCGAGGACGAGAAGGGGCACAGCGACCAGGCGCCCGAGAGGGAGCCGCAGGGCACGGGCGCGCAGAGGAGCCGGCCCCUGGCGGGCAUCAAGGAGAGCGCGGAGGGCCCGCCCGCCGGGUGGCCCACGUCACCCACGACACCUGUGGACCCCGAGAAGCAGUGGGGGCUGGCGAGCCCCUCGGAGGAGCCGGCGGGCGAGGGGGAGAUGCUGGAGUACACGCGGUCCAUCGAAAAGCUGAACGCGUCCCUGCACUUCCUGCAGCAGGAGAUGCAGCGCCUGUCGCUGCAGCAGGAGGUGCUGAUGCAGAUGCGGGAGCGGCAGGCCUGGGUCAUCUCCCCGCCCCAGCCCCCCACUCACAGGAAAAGCGCGUCCUUCUCGGUCAAGAACCAAAGGACUCCGCGGCCGAACGAGCUGAAGAUCGCGCCCCUGAACCGCACGCUGACGGCCCCGCGGUCCGUGGACAGCCUCCCGCGGCUGAGGCGGUUCUCCCCCAGCCAGGUGCCCAUCCAGACCCGCUCCUUCGUGUGCUUUGGAGAUGAUGGGGAACCGCAGCUGAAGGAGCCCAGACCCAAGGAGGGGGGCGGGAAGGAGGACUCGGACUCCAAGGAGGCCUCAGAGCAGCAGGCGCGUCCCCCGGGGGGAAAGGAGGUGAAGCCGCUGGAGUCCAGCGUGUCCGAGGUGCUGUCCCAGCCGGUCACAGAGACCGUGUGCCUGACGCCCAGUGACGACCCGUCCAACCGGCCCGCGGAGCCUCCGCCCCGGCCCGCCUUCCCGCCCGCCGGCCCGCCUCCUGCUCCCAAAAACGUCAGUCUCAUCGAAGUGUCCCUCUCGGAUUUGAAGCCCCCUGAAAAGGCUGACGUGUCUGUUGAUAAAGAUGAUGGAGAAAGUGACAGAGAGCCGUUUGAGGAUGAGCAGAAAGUGUGCUGCGGGUUCUUCUUUAAGGACGACCAGAAAGGGGAAAACCACAUGGCGCUGAAGCGGGCCGCCCUGUUGGAGAAGCGGCUUCGCCGGGAAAAGGAGGCCCAGCUCCGGAAGCAGCAGCUGGAGGCGGAAACGGAACACAGGAAGGAGGAGACGAGGCGUAAAACCGAGGAAGAGCGUCAGAGGAAAGAGGGCGAGCGGGCUCGCAGGGAGUUCAUCCGGCAGGAGUAUCUGCGGCGCAAGCAGCUGAAGCUCAUGGAGGACAUGGACUCCGUGAUUAAACCCCGCCCGCAGGCCGCAAAGCAGAAGAAACCGCGCCCCAAGUCCAUUCACAGGGACCACGUCGAGUCCCCCAAAACGCCCACCCAGGGUCCGCCAGUCUCUAGCCUUUCCCUGGCGUCACUGAACACGGGCGACAGCGAGAGCGUGCAGUCGGGCAAGAGGACACCCAGAUCUGAGUCUGUGGAGGGCUUCUUAUCUCCGAGCCGCUGUGGCAGUCGGAACGGAGAGAAGGACUGGGAGAACGCGUCCACCACGUCCUCCGUGGCUUCGGGGACGGAGUACACAGGACCAAAGCUCUACAAAGAGCCCAGUGCGAAGUCCAAUAAGCACAUAAUACAGAACGCCCUCGCCCACUGCUGCUUGGCCGGGAAAGUGAACGAGGGGCAGAAGAGGAAGAUCCUGGAGGAAAUGGAGAAGUCUGAUGCCAACAACUUCCUGAUCCUGUUCCGGGACUCAGGCUGCCAGUUCAGGUCUCUCUACACUUACUGCCCCGAGACGGAAGACAUCAGCAAACUGACGGGGAUCGGCCCCAAGUCCAUCACGAAGAAGAUGAUUGAGGGGCUUUACAAGUACAAUUCCGACAGGAAGCAGUUCAGCCACAUUCCUGCCAAGACUCUGUCUGCCAGCGUGGACGCCAUCACCAUCCACAGCCACCUGUGGCAGAGCAAGAGGCCGGUGACGCCCAAGAAGCUGCUGCCCACGAAGGCGUAGGGGCCAGAGUUCUUGCGCCAGACACGCGGCGCGUCCACCCGCCCCUCCUGCCCGGAGGGCACCUUUCUGGGCACCAGCAGGACCUGUGCUUGUUGAACUGGGCUCCGCCCUGGUGUUGGCGCCUGGGUGUGAACUGCAGUGUUUGGGGGGCGGGUUCUCCUGAGCCGGUGAGUGCAGGUGGCGGAAGCAAUGGCGAGGCUGUCGCGGGGUCACCGGCGGGAGGCCGGGCGCGCGGGGCACUGGCUCACACACUACUGGGCGUAAGGGGGAAAGAGGUGAGGUUACAGAUUAUGGGCUUAUGUGUCGCUUUCAAAAAACUUUCCAUGUAUGUGCUUGUCUUCAAAUGGUUUAUUUUGAUACUUUUCUCUCCAUGGGGGUUUGUUCCCAGAUACCUUCGUGUUUGUCUCACGUGGAGGUCACGCGAGGAGGAGGCGCCUGCUCAGGCGCCGCACCUGCCGUGAUGCUCAGAGGACACUAGUGUUAGUGGGGGACCCUCGUGUUUCCCUGGCGGGGAGCCUUGGACUGCGUACGCUAAGUAUUAAACCCUGUAUUUAUUACUCA